AUGGGCUCUGACCUGCCAAUACCAGGCCAUGCGCAUGCUGGAAAGCUCAAGUCAAGCUCAAGGAGGUCCAUGAUGUCCCGUAGCGGUAGCUGUAUUGGAACAAAGUGCAGUGCACGAUCCAAGCUGUCCAGGAGUGAUCAAAUUAGUCCCUUUAUUUCCAUGGAAACAGUGGAAGACGAUGAGCAGGGACGGGGCUACCUCACCCCAGUCCUGAGUCAUGCCUUGUUCCCUGCCCAGGCAUCUGCAGAAGCCAAGAAGUUGUACACAGCCCUGCAGGAGUACGCCAAACGCUACAGUUGGGUGGGCAUGGGCCGCAUUCAUAAGGGCCUCCGUGAGCAGGUCAGACUGAAUGAUCACUCUGCUAUACAGAAGCCUCAUCUCUUCUUCCUGCCAGAUGUUCCAAGUGUGCCUUUUUUCCCACGUGACGCUCAUCGACAUGACAUUGAAGUCUUGGAAGCCAACUACCCUGCGAUCCUGGCUGAAUUCCAGGCUGUUUACCAGAAGGGCAUUGACUCAAAAUUAGGCUGGACCUGUGUAGGACCAAAGGGCCAAGCUGUGUUUCCUUUGUACAGCGCUGGUGUCUCUGUGGCAGGAAACUGCCGUGCCUGUCCCUGCACCUACCGGACACUUCUGUCUUUACGUACUUUUAUAAACAGCAACUCAUUGGGAUCAGCAGGAUUUUGGCUGCUGGGCCCUGGAGCAACUUUGGGAAGCACAUAUGGACCCACUAAUACACGCCUGCGUUGUCAUCUGGGUCUGCAGACUCCACCCCUGUGCGAGCUGGUGGUGGGAGGGGAGCCUCAGUGCUGGUCAGAAGGACACUGCCUCCUGGUUGAUGACUCCUUCCUUCACACUGUCUCCCACAAGGGCCCUCCAGAUUCUAGACCCAGCGUCAUUUUGAGCGUGGACCUUUGGCAUCCAAAUGUGGCUGCAGCAGAGAGACAAGCCCUGGACUUCAUGUUCAGCCCUGACCUCUAAAAUGUUUUUGUUUAUCUGUGUACUUGUAUACAACAUGAAGAGAUGCCUUACAUUAGACCUGGUUGUCCUGGGACAUGCAUCUCAUUCCAGUAAAUUAACUGCUGUGUGAAUCUGCCUCAAGAAUUACACAAGCCAUUAGCCAUGCU
This is a messenger RNA of Oreochromis aureus, 1124 nucleotides long. It is a transcript of the gene asphd1, whose product is annotated as aspartate beta-hydroxylase domain containing 1. Lineage: Eukaryota; Metazoa; Chordata; Actinopteri; Cichliformes; Cichlidae. Bases 1 to 978 code for a protein of 325 amino acids. The transcript has 5 exons. The record is from RefSeq and is a predicted model, not a curated record.